AUUGGCGAAGCCCUAACGAGCAGCGGGCGAGAGCGGAGCAUUCCCACGGAAAGAUUCAUAAGAAACCUAGAGCGUGCGGAAGUGGACGUGCUUUUUUUUUUCGCGCGCGCGUCGAUACGCCGUCAAUUUUUUUUUCACCCAAGCCGCCGCUCCGGUUCGAUUGCCGGUCGCGUUGCCGGUCGCAUUUUCGCCGUAUCUCACGUCGCGUCGACGGUAAAUAAACGUCGUCGCGCAAGUAAACACUAUCUUGGUGCGAACUUGAGGCGGCACUGUGAAAAGUGACUCGCGUCGUACGUCGUUCGCGCAGUCGGCCAAAAAAAAAAUUUUUUUUUCGAAAAGUCCGGUGCACUCGGAUAAAUCCUCGAUGAACCAUUACCGUGAAAUUUCAGUGCUUCGGAUCUCGGGUCUGUCGGCGACAUGUGAUCGUGCACGAGAGGAAAAAGAGAGAGAGAGAGAAAGAGGAAGAUAAACCACGCGUGAAUUAAUACGCGAUCUCGAAUUAAUUGCUUUCGUUGUAUCGGCUGCUGCGAUUCGUGGAGUGAUCGAAGGCAUAUAGUAAGCUGAAGAAUUACCGUUUUCUCACUUUCUAUUCUCGUUCGUAUGCUCGAAUGUAAUAAUUGUAACGCGAAUCAUCACGUUUUAAGCAAAGCGAAUUACAGAAUAGCAUAAAACAUUAAAUAUAUAGGUAGAGAGACUAAAUAUGUAUAGUGUUAGAGAAUUUCGCGACGUCGUUCUCACACAAUUUCAACGUGUUCAUUAGUUUGAUCAGAUCGCGGAAAUUAUGCUCGACGAAUUUUGUAUUUCUCGUGAAAUAUGACGUGCGAUAGCGCGUCACGUUUAUCGUGCGCAAUAUAUGAAUUGCAAAAUUGGACAAAAUUAUUAAUAUAACUUAUCGCGAAAAGAUUUUAUAACGUGAGAAUAAAUGGGUAAAAGAUGAUCAGUCAUCGCGAUUGAAAUUUUCGUGGCGACGAAACAUGCGAGUUUUCCUUUCGGCGUGUGACAUCGCGCACGUAAUCUUACCGCACAGUUAACCUGUGUCACGUUGUUAGUUUCGGAUUAAAAACUAUACGCCGGUCACUGUAAAAGUAGGGCACGUCCGGUCCCGCCCUUCGAGGCAUUACCUGAUCCGGCUGUAGGACAAAGGGGAGAUAGAUAGAAAAAAAAGAGGAAAAACGAAAAAAUGCACACGAAAUUACGUGAAAGAGAAAAAGAGAUCGUAUGGGCUUCAUGACGUGAUUCGCGCCAUCGAUUGCGCGAUGGAAUUGACAUUACGAAUGCAGAAAUUUUCUGCGCCAGACGGCGAUAGAUUUUUUAUGACUUCCGCCGAGGGCUGUGAUUUUUUUACGAGGGGCGAUAGAGGAGAGAGCUGAUCUGUUAUUUAAAUCCCACGUGAUUUUAAAUAACGACAGUAUAUAUAUAUAUUUAUUGGGGAUUUUAGCUGAUUAUCGAUCAGACGAUAUCGAGCGCGUUUUUUGCAUUUUUACAAUGCCCAAUUCAACUUGAUAUGUUCCUAGUUAGAUCCAAUAUCAGUUAGUUUAGAGCUACCGUGUGUUUGCAAAGCGUUGAUGCUGUAAACAACCGUCAGUGCAGCAGCUCUCGGAAACGCUUAACGUGCUUCGGGCCAUUUAGAACGCGAGCGAGGGACUACCACUUACGUAACUGGAUAGACGGAGAAAUUUCCUUUCUGUUUGUUAUCUCCAGCUUGACCGUUAUCUUUUUGUAAAUACUAAAACGUGUAUAUACAAUUUGUAGCGUCCUCUUUUAGUUUCCAAUGGUGUGCGCAAGGCACGUGAAACGUAUAUAUAAACGUUUAACUUACAAAACGGAUUGCUCCCCCUCGCAAUAAAACUUUCGAUAAAAGAACGUAACAAUUUGUUCCCAAUAAAUUCAGCGGACGGUCGCGCGCGCGCGCGCGCGUCAAGAAAUUCUCACCCCGUUCCGAGCGACUGACGUGCACGUUCGCGAAAUUGCAGAUCGGUGGUGCGCAGGAAUUGUUUCGACACAUCGCGAACUGUGAUUCCACGCGAAUUACUCCCGGUCGAGCGAUACUCCCCUAUAGCGUCCAGAGCUCUCGCAGAUGUAUCGCGUGGAGCAGCAGCCCGGCAGGAUACGCGUUCUCUGAUCGACCGUGGAUGACCAUUGCUACUUGAAGCAAUAUCCCGAAAUGCUUGGCGCUGCCGCGGAAUAGAUUCCGUUUCACGAUGAUGGCAGCGUUUCGCGCGGGCGAGUCGUAAGUGCGAUUCUGGAGGAAGUAGAUAAUCGUAUGAUUUAACCGUUUAAGCGGCAAUGAGGGAGAAUGGGGGAUGGGACGAACGGCCGUGUUAGCCACUAACUGCGAGACUCAUCUCUUCGCGGCGGAAAGUGUCAAUAAGAGGGGAGAAAGAGGGAGAAAGAGAGGGAGAGGAGAGGUGUGAUUUUUGACAGAGCCGGCUCCCAGUGAAGCCGCAUGAAGAAAAACGAACGGAGUGACUCGACGAAAGAGAGAGAAAAAACUAGAGCGCGGAGGGAAAGAAUAAGAGGCGGAAAUUCGAGUGGCAGCGCGGAUCGACUUGUAGCGCGGUUGUGCAAAGAAAUAAACAAUAGUGCUGCCGCGUACCAGCUUUGGGAAUAGAAAUGAGUUGAGGAUCGACUACGAUGUUGAGUCGUCUUUCGGCCGUGGUGGCCUCCAUUUUGGUUCACCAGAUAUAUUUUCUAUGCACUGCCCACGCGCUAGGUGCGAAGCCAUUUCCAGGUUUUGAAAACUUGCCACGCUCAUUUUGGCACGAACUUAGUUCACCUUUUACAGAGGUCUACGACGUGGAGAAUUUCGUGACUGAGACAGGUGGCACUCCUGAACCGAGGCCAUAUUUCGAGGAUCCAGAAAGCAACAUUACUGCACAACUCGGCGCUCAAGUCUACAUGCACUGCAGAGUACAAAAUCUACAAAAUACUCUUAAGGUGUCAUGGGUGCGUAGACGGGGAGAGGAGCUUCAUCUACUUACCAUUGGCCUCGAUACGUACGCGAGCGACUCCAGAUUCUCCCUGGCCUUUGAGAAGCCUAAUGACUGGCGAUUGCUUCUGCGCUCCGCCACGGAACGCGAUGCCGGCCUUUACGAGUGUCAAGUCAGCGCUCACCCACCAUUAAUCAGAACUGUCCAUCUAGCGGUGUCAGUGCCGAAGGUGGAAAUAGUGGACGAGCAUGGCGCUACGGCCGGUGACAAGUUCUACAAAGCAGGUAGUACAAUAGAGCUGAAGUGUGUAGUCAGCAAUAUACCGCAACCUACCGGCUAUGUCACGUGGCGACACGGAUCUCGUACGUUAAAUUACGACACGACUCGUGGUGGCAUCAGCGUCAAGACGGACAUGGGUGCAGCUGGUGCGGUGUCUAGGCUCUACAUUGCAAAUGCAAAUAAAAAGGACAGCGGGAACUAUAGCUGCGCUCUGGCGAACGUUGCAGCAGCCACUAUGGUGUCCGUCCACGUGCUAAACGGGGAGAAUCCAGCUGCCAUGCAACACGGCGGUACCACGGCCCCGAGGGCGACCUUUAUCUUUACCGUUGUGAUAUCACUAUCAUCGCUCCUAAGGUGACCGUGAUGACCCCGGUGCAUUUUGGACCUGCGAUCCGAAUGGUGCUAACUUUCUCUUUCCCCUCCCCAUGGAGACUCCGCGCGCCCGUAAUGUCCCCCUCGAAACGGACGGAAACUUUGGGCAUUAGGCCCUCCGCUCCUUUCGCGCAUGCACGCGCGCAUGCGAUCUCUGCGAAUUAAGUACAUAUAGAAACGGAAACGUAGGUAUUCUGUACGCGCGAGAGACGCGCAAGUACAAGUGUGUGCGCGGUAACGACGGAGAUAUCACCCGGAUCCGUUUCGAUCGUGGACUUAACUUUUGGACAAGUGGCUUCGCUGUGCAAAGCACCGCGUCUCGUUGCAGUUUCGUCGCAGACGGCGAGACGGCGCGUAUAUCAGUUUCCACAGAGCAUCUCUCUCGAGAAACUUGACUAAUCGCUUCCAGCGGCGAUCAAUGCGGGAUUUGCGUGGAGGGACGAAUAGCGUUCGCGCACAGAAACGCACGCUGUGAGAAUUUCAGGAAGAGGGAAUGGAAACUUCACGUCGUUCUCCCUCGUGUUUGAGCUCUCGGUACUAACGUGUUGACGCUGCAUUGUUAAUGCGUACGUUAUUUACUACGCGUCCGCGAUGUUCAAACGCGGAUACGUUAAUUAAGGGAAUUUCGUUCAUGUGAUAUGUAACGCCCGACUAUCUAUACUGACAUACGUUCGCUGAUUGUGCUGAAAAAAAAAAAAAAAGAAAUAGCCAAGCGAUGAUUCGAUCGAUUGCAAUCGAAGAUGUUCUCAUUUUUAUCGUUGUAUCCUGAUGUCUUGAAGAAUUUCCAGAUGCACCGCGAGGUAAAUAUUUUAUCUUUUCUGUUUAUUACUGAUUUAAAUGUGAAUUGAAAUUCGGAAGUGUAUCGUUUGCUUAUCAAUUUCAAUAUAUCAUUUUUCGGAGGGUGUAACAACGAAAAACUGUGCGUAUGUCGAUCGAAGGAGAUGAAUUUUGCGAGGGUAAAAAAUACGUUUUAUAAAAGUUCGAAGAUUUAAAAUGUAUGUAUAUACUUUUGUAUAUAUAUACUUUUAUAUGUAUAUUUAUAUGUAUAUUUGUUGAAUUUAUAUUCUGUCGGUAAACUGUUAUGUAUACUGUUAGAAUGAGAUUAAUUGUAAGAUUUUUUGAAAUGUCGAACGACACCGUCCAGAGAAUUCGGCACUAUCGACUGUUGACCAUAAUUCGAAUUACCUUUUAUUUUGACUGAUCUGUGCAACUAUAUAAUAAUUAUCCUCCAUGUUGUCCACAGAGUAAUAAAAGUAUUCCCAUUCGUUUUUAGCAUCCAAAUUUUGGAUAGCUUCGAACUUCACACGCACAUCUACAUAUCAGCAUCUCUUUUACGUGCGUAAAAUGCAAAUCUUUAGACGAAUCGAAGCUCCCAUUUAAAAAAAAUCAACGAAUAAUUGACUACGUUGUAAUUUUUUGCAAACGAAAUUACGAUUGGUGCUACUGAAAAAUUGCUGAAGCAAAACGAUCGAUUUUAUCCCACAUAGUGUUAUUGUUACUCGAUUUUAUCUGAUAUAAAAUAUGGAAGCAAUAUUUUCGAGGCUCGCAAUGGCUCAAAGAAAUCGACGCCUUUGUCGAGCAUAAAAUAACGAUUGCGAUACAUCGCCGUUGUUCACUGGUAGUUUUCAUGCUCGCGGCACGAAAAAUACACGAUGAACGUGGCCGAUGAGGAUCUAUUCAUCGUUCGUCAUUCGCUGAAAAUACGCCUGACGUUGACGAAAAUCAAGUAAAAUUCGUUGGUUAUGAAAAAGAUAUUACGUAAUCAUCGCGGCUGUAAUAAACGUUACUUGUGAAAAUUUAA
Wasmannia auropunctata (little fire ant) is the source of this 5382-nucleotide messenger RNA. It is a transcript of the gene dpr14, whose product is annotated as peroxidasin. Lineage: Eukaryota; Metazoa; Arthropoda; Insecta; Hymenoptera; Formicidae. Gene Ontology annotation, cellular component: neuron projection membrane. Gene Ontology annotation, biological process: synapse organization. The transcript has 8 exons. The record is from RefSeq and is a predicted model, not a curated record. Bases 2635 to 3567 code for a protein of 310 amino acids.